AAGUUACUAUGCUGUUUCUGUUGUUAAAUUAGUAAUUAAAAAAUAAGUUAUAUACAGUAGAUAUAGAAUCACUACUGAAAGUAGAUCAGAUUUUACAAACGAAAGUUUAGAAAGAGAGAGAGAGGAUGUCUCACAGUCACGGGAAUGCUUCGUCGGCGAACGAUCCACGGCAACCUUCGGCGGCGAAACCUUACACUCCUCGGCCUGUUGCGCCGGAGGAUCUUCCCGUUGACUACUCCGGAUUCAUCGCCGUUAUCCUCGGCGUCUCUGGCGUUAUGUUCAGGUACAAGAUAUGCUCGUGGCUUGCAAUCAUAUUCUGUGCACAGUCUCUGGCCAACAUGAGGAACAUGGAGAGUGAUUUGAAGCAGAUCUCCAUGGCUAUGAUGUUUGCUAUAAUGGGAUUGGUCACAAACUACUUGGGGCCAAAUAGACCCGCGGCAAAGAAAUAAUCCUGAAUUAGUCUGCUUUUUGUUGACAUGUUUUUAUCAAACCUUGUUUGGUUCUUGUUUCAAGACCUUCAAGUUAUAGAUAUAUUAUGAAAGAGAUUGCGUCAUGAGGUUUGAGCUAGUGUUUUAUUUUGGUGAAACGUUUGUGUUCGACUCUCCUAUCUUUGAGGUGUUUUGAGGGACAACCCUGAGAUCAUGUUCAGAGAUUUUCAUUUCAGAUGCAAAGAAUCUGAAUUCUGACUUUUCUUUGUUUGAUCUCCAUGAGUUUUGUCCCAGCUACGAAUCCGAAAGACUGGACUAGGAUCAUAGUUGAUGGAUCAGAUGUACGAUAGAAUUGGAGUUUGUUACUACAAAUUGAUAUUCAAGUUAUUGCAACAUGAUUUCAUUAUUUGACAA
Messenger RNA from Thlaspi arvense, 842 nucleotides. The record is from the annotation of a GenBank genome assembly. Lineage: Eukaryota; Viridiplantae; Streptophyta; Magnoliopsida; Brassicales; Brassicaceae.